CCUCUGUCAGAGAAGAACAGAGCACUGAGAGAGACGCCUGCCUACAGUUGACGGGGAGAAAAACUUUACGCGCACUGGACGCGUUUCCAUCACCGCAUCCCAUUUUUGCGCUCCAUGGAGCAGGUGUUUUACGCAAAGCUAUUUCUUGACUUUUUCACCUGUCUUCAAAAGACUUUUGCUCCAGUCUAGCGACACUUACAGACGUCAGUCUUCCAGUUUGUUUAAAGUCAUCGACAUCAACAAGAGACAUGGAUAACAGUCCUGGUGGUGGGGGUGGAGGAGUCAUCCUGUAUGCAGGUUCCUCUGGCAGUGCCAGUCCCAGCCCUGGCAGCCCCUCCAGUGGGUACCAGACGCAGUCACCCUCUUCACACUCCCAGCCCUCAUCUCCGGAGGAGGUUACCUUCACAGAGAUUGGGACAUUGAAACAGAAGGCAGCUGGGUGCACCACCCCAUCCUCCAAACUGGUUUUCCAGUUCCCAGAGGUUUACAGUGCACCCUCAGUAGCAGCCACUCCACAACAUACAUAUGCACACCCCAUUGCAGGAAAGAGGCCAUGCGGGUUCCCGGGAACUUUCACAAAGACAGGUGGAAUGGUCCUGCUUUGCAAAGUCUGUGGGGACAUCGCAUCUGGUUUCCACUAUGGAGUGCAUGCAUGUGAAGGCUGCAAGGGUUUUUUCCGCCGCAGCAUCCAGCAGAACAUCAACUACAAGAUGUGUGUGAAGAAUGAGAACUGUCUGAUCAUGCGCAUGAACCGCAACCGUUGCCAGCACUGCCGUUUCAAGAAAUGCCUCUCUGUUGGCAUGUCAAGAGAUGCCGUGCGUUUUGGCCGCAUCCCUAAGAGAGAGAAGCAGCGACUUCUGGAUGAGAUGCAGAGCUACAUGAACAGCCUAAAUGAGUCGGCUGCCAUGGACAUGGACUCAUCGUCAGCGAGGGACGCUCCCCCCAGCCCAGAAGAUGGCAACUCAAAAGAGGCAAUUGGGGCCAUCUCCAGAGCCUACCGUGAUAUCUUCACCAGCGGCAACAGCAACAGCCAUGAGAGAGUGGCCAAGAGGGCUAACAUCACCACCAACAACAACAACACAUCUCCCUUUUCUCAGGAUGCCACUUUUCCCCAAGUCUCAUCUCACCCCACCUCUACCCAGAAUUAUCAGUCUUGCCCUGUUGCCCCUGCCACUCUAUGCCCAGCUGCCCCUAAUGACAACCAACCUACAUUCCACAAUGUGGACAACAAUCGCUACACCUACCUAGUGUCAACAAAUCAGAAUCAAGACCAGUGUAAUGCUACAACACCUCAAAGGGGCAGCUCUGCCAAUUAUAACACUUUUCGCAAUGCAGGAAGUGCCACAAAUCAGCCCUCCUGCCCAUGGAAAUUAGCUCCAGGAGCUAAAGUGCUGGCCUGUCCUCUCAAUGCGUGCCCUGUAUCAGGGGCAGAGCGUACAAGUCAGGAGAUAUGGGAAUCCUUCUCUCAGUGUUUCACUCCUGCUGUAAAGGAGGUUGUAGAGUUUGCCAAGGGCAUCCCAGGAUUUCAAGAGCUUAGCCAACAAGACCAGGUCAUGCUGCUCAAAUCAGGCACCUUCCAGGUUCUGAUGGUGAGAUUCUGCACCUUGUUCAAUGCUGAGGAGCGUACAGUGACUUUCCUCAAUGGCCAAACUUACCCCCUGUCUACCCUGCGGGCUUUGGGCAUGGGCUCCCUGCUGGACGCAAUGUUUGAGUUCAGUGAGAAGUUGGGCUCCCUGGGGCUAGAGCCUGAUGAAAUGGCUCUCUUCAUGGCUGUGGUGCUGGUCUCUGCAGACCGUUCUGGUAUCUCGGACGUGUGGGCCGUAGAACAGCUCCAGGAGGGUUUGAUUCGCGCCCUACGGUCACUGAUCACCCGACGCCGUCCAGAUGACACUGCCCUCUUCCCGAAACUCCUCCUGCGCCUGCCAGACCUGCGCACCCUCAACAAUCUGCACUCCGACAAACUAUUGGCCUUUCGCAUUGACCCUUGA
Molecule: messenger RNA, 1988 nt
Organism: Toxotes jaculatrix (banded archerfish)
Lineage: Eukaryota; Metazoa; Chordata; Actinopteri; Toxotidae
Gene: nr1d4a
Product: nuclear receptor subfamily 1, group D, member 4a
Exons: 8
Coding region: 249-1988 (579 amino acids)
Biological process (GO): hormone-mediated signaling pathway; cell differentiation; negative regulation of transcription by RNA polymerase II
Molecular function (GO): zinc ion binding; nuclear receptor activity; RNA polymerase II cis-regulatory region sequence-specific DNA binding
Source: RefSeq, a predicted model, not a curated record